Messenger RNA from Boeremia exigua, 1415 nucleotides. RefSeq lists its product as uncharacterized. The coding region runs from base 335 to 1177 and encodes 280 amino acids. NCBI's taxonomy places the organism in Eukaryota, Fungi, Ascomycota, Dothideomycetes, Pleosporales, Didymellaceae. The transcript has a single exon. The record is from RefSeq and is a predicted model, not a curated record.
AUCACGGUCUACAUAUUAUAGUGUGGAGUAGAUGUGGCGUGCUUGUGAGCGAAUGACAUGCUGUUGGCCAAACUUGAAGAUGUUCGUGCCACCGGCAAGACCGGUCACUUCGUUCAGACAGAGGUCUACUAGAACUAACUUAUGUACUGAGAUCAUGUGUCAGAUUGUUAAGCGUGAUGGUUGAAGAAUCCUACCAACUAUCCAGAAUUCCACAUCAAAUAGCGGAGGAUGAGACUAUGACGUAAUCCGCGCCCCGCGUACCAGUACCAACUUUGAACCCCAUCUCUUUGAGCACGAAGUGCACAUAUGCUCCAUACCAUAACUCACCUCGAUAAUGGCGCUACCUUUGGGAUUGUUUCUUGGCGGAUGUGUAAUCGCCAUCCCGGUCGUAACAGGCGUCGCAGAGGGCGUCGAGUUCCAGAAGAAGCAGAACGAGGAGGCCGCCAACGAGACGCGUAUGAUCAAGUUCAACCUACUCGUCAACUGCGAUUCAAAGGAUCCGAUCGCAAAGGACGAAGUUGAUUAUGGAACUGUUAUACUGCGCCAUGACAAAGCGUGGGUCGUGCCACGCGACGAUGAAGGAAAGCCCCUACCACCAGACGACAGCAAAAAGAUGGAUCCACCGAUGCAUGCCUUUGCCGGCUUCUACAUACAGUAUCCGGAUGAAAAUAGAUGCCCUCCUGAGAGAGGACUGGUCAGUACUAUCAGCGACGAUCCGCCGAUGCUGAACUGGGUCUACUGCGACAAGGAGACAUAUGAGCUCAAGUACAGUAAUCGAAGUGGGUCGAUUGAUCAAAUUGUCGGGGUAUGGGACUGGUCACAAGAUGAAACCGUAAUGCUCUUCCAGGGUUGGGAAGGCUUCGUCGCGAUUGACGAGUGGGACGGAGCUGACGAAGACAAUUCUACUCCAUGGGGAAGAGAAGGGUUACGAUGGGCUUUGUACUAUGACAUUGACGACAACGGUCUCAAAGGUCGGAGGAGAGGAAGAGAUAUGUUUGAAGUCGAGCUUGAGCGAAAGAUACAGAGCGCAGAAGAUCAACUAAAGCAGCUGGAAGAGGCGGACAAGAAGAUGCAAGUCAAGAGCAGAGGUGGACUCAGCACGCAGUUCUCGGCACCAGCACGAGAGCGAACGAAAGAAUGGGAGAAGAAGUUCGGAGGACGAGACAACAAUGAAUGAACUCAUGGAUCCUAUUGCAACGUCUUCUUGGUUCUACAGACGAAAGCUCAACCAUACAGACAUGUCUCACUGCUGUGAAGACUGGAGAGUGAAGCGAGGCCUUGUCACUCCUGUUUAAACUUCAAAGAAGGAUCUACCGACCAGCAAGCCAUCGAUAUGACAUACACCAACACGAUAGUCUUACAACGACGCACAUCCUGUCAGGGCCACCACCAAGUUGCUGCUCACUAUUCGGUGC